AUGACCAUUCAAAACGUCACCGUUUCACCACAAGAAAGUUCAGCAGCAGGCACUAGUAUAUAUCAUGCAGACUUGAACUUUGGCCUUUUGAUCCAAACAAAAACACGUCAAAGAAACUUCCUCCACUUUCAGUCUCCGUACAGGCCGUCACCCUCAAAACACGAAAAAAUGCAGAAAAUAGAAGAAUCAGGGCAGAAAGAAAAGCAAUCAGAGAUCACCAAUCGGCCUCCGAUUUGGGAUUGUGGUAGCUCACUGUACGAUUCCUUCGAGAAGAAAGCAUUCGAAAAACAACUCGAUUCCGCCAUAUCUUCGAGAACUCUCUCGAUGCCGCAUUUAUCCGAUCGCCACCUUCAACCGCCGCCACAAAUUUCGAACAGAAAAACUUCGAAAUUAUCGCGGUCUUUUCAUAAGCUACUCCGAUCUGUUUUCAGGUCGAAACAUAAUAAAUCAGGUGAAGGAUUUUAUGUUGCUUAUGAUACGUCCAGUGCACUUUCUGCGAUUCCAGAGGCACCGGAAUUCGAGCCGGAAAUUAGGUCUUUGGUAAGAAGAACAGCCUCCGAUAGAUUCCCGGCGACUUCUAUUGGGAUUUCUUGUGCCUAA
Messenger RNA from Fraxinus pennsylvanica, 600 nucleotides. The record is from the annotation of a GenBank genome assembly. Lineage: Eukaryota; Viridiplantae; Streptophyta; Magnoliopsida; Lamiales; Oleaceae.